Penicillium nucicola is the source of this 1221-nucleotide messenger RNA. Its product is annotated as transcription factor domain protein. The record is from RefSeq and is a predicted model, not a curated record. Gene Ontology annotation, cellular component: nucleus. Bases 1 to 1221 code for a protein of 406 amino acids. Gene Ontology annotation, biological process: regulation of DNA-templated transcription; DNA-templated transcription. NCBI's taxonomy places the organism in Eukaryota, Fungi, Ascomycota, Eurotiomycetes, Eurotiales, Aspergillaceae. Gene Ontology annotation, molecular function: DNA binding; DNA-binding transcription factor activity, RNA polymerase II-specific; zinc ion binding. The transcript has 4 exons.
AUGGACGAUUCAAUGGAUAUGGUGGCUGCUACCCGGGCCUGUGCAUCGUGCAAAAAGAAUAAAAGACGUUGUGACAAAAGCUUACCCAGUUGUAACUUGUGCCUCCGAUCCAACCGAAUUUGUGAUUACUCGGACAAUACGCAGUCUAGCCAUCGAGACGAAAUUGCCGAUUUGCGCAGUCGACUCCAAAGACUCGAACAAUUGAUCGCAUCUUCUCCCAACCCGCCACCGUACCCAGCUUCUGAUGGGGAAGCAUGCAACACUGACGAUCAGCAUCCUUACAUCGAGAACCUGUCUGUUUUAGCAUCGUAUCUCGACUCUGAGGUUUGGUCGUCCUGCAACAUACCCAACCAUUCAAACCCUGUCUAUGCUCCACCGGAGAUAUUGUCCCUAGUAGGUGGGUUUAUCGAGAUUGAGAACCUCAAACUUCGUUAUUUCUCUUCCAUUCAUACAUGGAUGCCUAUAGUGAGUAAGCUACGACUGAAUCGACUCACUCAAAACACAACUGGACCUUUGAAAGCGGAUACCGCACUUUUGUUAUUGUGUUUGAGGCUUUCAUUCUCCUACGGGAAGUCUGCGAGCACUUCCAAGUUCUACCAUACUAUAAAAGAGUUUAGCAACGAGCUUGAGUUAAAAGGUAUCAUCAGUCUCCGCACAGUCCAAGCAGGGCUCCUGCUUUGCGUCUACGAAAUUGGACAUGGGAUAUUCCCUGCCGCAUUUCUCAAUAUUAGCUGCUGUGCGAGACAAGGUAUUGUACUCGGUCUACACCACAAGUCAGCGCCCCAAUCGAUGGGACCUCCCCGUAGCUGGGUUGAUUGGGAAGAAAGACAGCGUGUUUGGUGGUUGAUCAUUAUUCUCGACAGAUAUAUUGCGAUUGGCGUUGACCAUCGCCCACUGUGCACCGAAGAUCCGACAAAAGACACGCUACUCCCAGCUUCCGAUAGUGCCUGGGAUAGUGGCGAGAUGAUGUCCCCAGAACGUGUUCUGCUCUCAUCAGGUAGUACUAACACAGUUAGUAGCUUUGCCCGGAUGGCACAAGCAUCAAACCUUCUUGGCCUCGUCAUUAGACAUUGCAACGACACGUCUAUGGAUCUCGAAUAUGUGCUAAACAACUUUGAACUUCUCUCUCGGUCGUUGAAAUCCCUCUUGGAAAUGACAGGUAAUGACAAAGACGCAAUGUCCAGUGAGAUGAGUACUGCGACAGCAUUAUGUUUCAGGUGA